Cannabis sativa is the source of this 2634-nucleotide messenger RNA. RefSeq names its product S-adenosyl-L-methionine:benzoic acid/salicylic acid carboxyl methyltransferase 3-like. The coding region runs from base 1 to 1104 and encodes 367 amino acids. Gene Ontology annotation, molecular function: S-adenosylmethionine-dependent methyltransferase activity. Gene Ontology annotation, biological process: methylation. The record is from RefSeq and is a predicted model, not a curated record. Lineage: Eukaryota; Viridiplantae; Streptophyta; Magnoliopsida; Rosales; Cannabaceae. The transcript is spliced from 4 exons.
AUGGAAGUAGAACAAGUCCUCCACAUGAAUGGUGGUGUCGGCAAAAGUAGCUAUGCAAAAAACUCCUCUCUUCAAAGAGCGGUGAUAUCAAUUACAAGGCCAAUACUAGAUGAAAGUAUUACAAUUUAUUGUAAUAAAAUGUUGCCAAAGUGUUUGCGAAUAGCAGACUUGGGUUGUUCCUCAGGCCCCAACACACUCACUGCGGUCUCCAACAUUUUUGACAUCAUUGAAGCCUCUUCCCAAUCCUUUAACAUCAACUCACCAACUUUUCAAGUUUUCCUUAACGAUCUUCCUGGGAAUGAUUUCAAUGCAGUCUUCCGAUCUUUAUCGAGCUUUUAUGAAAAGCUUAAGAAAGACAAAGGUGACAAGUUUGGACCGUGCUUCAUCACAGCUAUGCCAGGGAGUUUUUAUGGAAGGCUUUUUCCAGACAAUUCCAUGCAUAUUGUUCACUCUUCUUACAGUUUCCAUUGGUUGUCUAAGGUUCCAAGAGAGUUAGUGAAUGAUGAAAGUGGAGAAGCACAUAACAAAGGAAAUAUUUACAUUACGAAUACAAGUCCUCCUAUUGUGUUCAAAUCUUAUUUGGAUCAAUUUCAAAAGGAUUUCACAAAUUUCUUAAGAUAUCGUUCUCAAGAAAUAGUGAGUGGUGGUAUCAUGAUAUUAACAUUCAUUGGCAGCAUUCAAAGUGAUUCUCCUAACAAUAUUUAUGAAAUACUGGGAAGAACACUGAAUGACAUGGUCAAAGAGAAUAUAAUUGAAGCAAAAUGUGUAGAGAAUUUUAACGUGCCAGCAUAUUUUCCAAGUGCAAAGGAAGUGAAAGAUGUGAUUGAGAAAGAAAGAAGUUUGUCUCUACAAAAGCUUAAUACUUUCGAAAUAGAUUGGGAUGCAGGCUUCAUCACUAGUGAUAAUAUUGAUAAUGAUAAGCAUAACAGUGGGAAAUAUGUGUCUGAUUACAUAAGAGCUGUUGCAGAGCCUAUUUUGGUGACCCAAUUUGGAGAAACCAUAAUGGAUGAAUUGUUUAAUAGGUUUGCUGAUAAGGUCAAUGAGUCUAUGGCCAAUGAAAAAUGGAAGUAUGUCAACUUGGUCAUUUCCUUGACAAAGAAUUAGUACUCAUUUUGAUCAACAACUUGUUAGUUGAAUAAAUUGUUGAAUGCAUGUACUUCUUUCUGUGAAAAAGAACUUAUUAUUACUCGUAGUUAUAAUAUAUUGCAAAUUUUUCUUUGCAUGGUUUUGAUUAAUUAAUUCUUAUAAUUUUUUCAUUACACACACUACAAAAAAAUUGCCACUAAAAUAUGCUGUAGAUUUCUUAGCCAGGACUUAGUUUGAAGACUCAAAAGAAUGUGACACCCUCAUGAUCCUAGCUAACAAACUUACUCUUCAAGACAGCCCCACUUUUGACAAGCCAGAAUUAUAUCGCAACACCAUAGGAGCAUUACAAUACCUCACAAUGACCCGACCUAAUCUUGCCUAUUCUGUAAACAAGUUAAGUCAGUAUCUGAAAAAUCCAACAAUUCAUCAUUGGAAUGCCUGCAAGAGAAUGUUUCGGUAUAUCAAAGGCACAACUCACCUAGGCCUUCACUUCAAGCCAUCCACAUUACUCAAUUUGGAAGCAUAUUCAGAUACCGAUUGGGCAUCUAGCCUUGAUGAUCGAAAAUCCACAAGUGGAUUCUGUCUAUUUCUUGGUGGAAACCUAAUAGACUGGAGUUCAAGAAAACAAAAAGUUGUAGCUUGAUCCAGCACUGAAUCUGGAUAUCGAGCUCUAGCCUCUGUUGCAACUAAAACAGUGUGGAUAAGUUCCCUUCUUGGUGAACUCGGCAUCAACCUUCAAAAGACACCACUUGUUACACUAGAACAAAGCACAUAGAACUUGAUGUGCAUUACAUUCGAGAACAAAUAGUAGAAAAGACGAUUGAAGUUUGUUACAUCCCCACACAAGAUCAAACAGCUGACCUUUUUACUAAACCACGGUCAUCUCCGAGGUUUCAAUUUCUAUGUAACAAGCUAAAUUUGGUGAGCACCAAACAUAUAGCUUGAGGGGGGUAUCAGGACAGUUAGUUUAGUUAUUUACUGUUAAAUGUUAGUUGUUAACAGCUGUACUUGUAACCGUUUCUGUUACUUCUCAAGUGUACUCUUUCUCAUAUAUAUAAAUAUCAAUCUUGAGCCUCUGUUAUUCACACAAGCUCACUUCACAAUUAUUCAUCUUCUCUAGUGAAAAAAAAAAAAGAAUAAUAAUGUAAUUAUAAUUAAACAACAGGAAUAAACCAAAACUAUUAAAUAUUUAAUUUAUACUUGUAGUUGUAGUUAUAAGCUAGCUUAGCAAGUAGAGGAGUAAUAAUAGUACUUAUGUAUAAACAGUAAUCCGAAUUAUAUAUCCGAAUGGUGUAUUGUUAUUGGUCAAAAAAAAAUAUUGGGCAAUAAUAAGAAUAAAUUAAAUGAGAGGGAUUAAUGAUUUAUUUAUAAAUAGGUGAUAUAAUUAAUUAAUUAGUACUAUAUAUUGAGACAAUACUGUAAUAAACACGUAGAUCAGAUUAUAGACCGACGUACGUGAUGCUAGGGCAAAUUUGAAUUCAGUAAGUUGGAGUUGGAGCUAUAUACACAAUAAUAUUCUUUUAAUUUCUUCCUCACACUCAUCAAGUG